CAGAUUUGGCUCCAGCAGCCGCCUGCAUCGCUGGGUGCUCCGGUUGGUUGUUUCAGCUUUGAUUCCAAGCUGGGUAAUUUGGGAUUCUGCCACUUUCUGACCAAAUCACUGAAGAUUUCGUCAUGGGAGACCCUGUACCGAGCGGUCUCAACAAUCAAGAGAGGACACCUGAGAACCGGAAACGAUACAGUGAGAUAUUCCGGAGCCUGGAUGCCAUAGAAAUCUCAAUUGGAAAUGCGAUGGUUGAUAUGUUCAUUGGGGAUGCUGAUAGCACGGACAACCCAGACCUACCUGCAGAAAGAGAGGUCGUUCCGAUAGGAAAGAAAGAAAUUAUUGAUGUCCAUGACCAAAAUUUGAACGAAAGUUUCUGUAAGAGCAAAACGAGCUCGGACAAGCAAGCACAGGCAGAGCUAACAGCUCAGGAGGCAGAUGAAAUGCUGAUAAAAUGUGAAGGUGGCAUCGAUGCAGCCCUUGAAUAUGCCAAAAUGUGGUGUAAAUACGUCAAAGAGCUGCUCAGCUGGAUUGAAAAGCGCCUGAGUUACGAGACGGAGUUUGCCAAAGGGAUGAUGAAGAUCGCAGAAUCAGGACGAAAUGCCAUCUGCCAACAGCACAACAUGCCUCUUCGGGCACUCUACACAAUGGUUCUGGAACACGACAUAAAGGUUGGGAAUUCAGCUACUGAGACUGUAGCAUUGCUCCAACAAAAGGAAUUCUACCAGCCUCUGGCAGCCAAGAAGAAUGAAAUUGAGAAAUGGAGGAAAGAAUUCAAGGAUCAGUGGACAAAGGAGCAAAAGAGGAUGAAUGAAUCCUUGUCAUCCCUGCGCAAGUCUCGCCUGCAAUACAUCCAGCGCUGCGAGGAGCUGGAGAAAGCAAAGCACUUGAGUGCCAAGGCUGAGGAUGAAUACCAGAGCAUUGCCAUCACCAACCCCGGCAGUGCCAACAAGCAGCUGGAGAAGAGACGCCGGUCCUGUGAGGAGGCACAAGCCAAGGCUCAGGAAGCAGAAGCUUUGUACAAGAUGUGCAUCAAUGACGCCAACUUUCGGCGACAAGAACUGGAGAAAGUGCGAGCACGGAUCGUCUCCCAUAUUAGGAAGCUCAUUUACCAAGGGGAUGAGGUCCUGACGUGGGUCACGUUAAGGAUGUUCAAGCAACGCCAGACCCAGUCAGAACAGGUCCCAGUGGGAUACCAGUACCUGUCAGAGGUCUGCAAGCCCUACAAAGCGGGUGAGAGGUACCUGGAGUUCAUUCAGGCUCUGCAGAAGAAAGACAUCCCUAUGGAAGUGUUUGAAUUUGAGCCGUUCGCUACCGGAGGGCAGAGAUCCCCUCCAAGCAGCAAGAAGAAGAUGGCUUUGCAUUACACUGGACCAUCUUCCACAGCACAGGAUGGGAACACUCCAGAGGAGACAUCCAGAAAGCAGUUCUCCAUGAAUGGUGCAAACAAAUCCUUCUGCAGUGACACUGAAAGCCUUGGAGGGAGCUGUGAAUCCCGGUCCCUGGACUCUCCCACUUCUAGCCCAGGACACUCUGAUAGGAAAUUGUUGAAGGCUCCAUCCACUGGCACCAUGUCCUCCUCAGAUGAUUUUGAAGAGAGAGAUUCCUUGCAAACUUUUGAGACCGAAAACAGUACCUCCCAGCAACACUUUAAGAACAUCCUCCUCUCCAGUGCAGCACAGACCCACCGGCUUUGGAAGCUGCGAGGACCAUCCAAAUGCAGGGAAUGUGACACCUUCAUGGUCAGCGGUUUUGAGUGUGAGGAGUGCUGCCUGGCCUGCCACAAGAAAUGUCUUGAGAACCUGCUCAUCACCUGCGGCCACAAGAAGCUGCCGAACCGAGUACCUCUUUUUGGCAUUGACUUCACCCAGGUCCCUCGAGACUUCCCAGAGGAAGUUCCCUUCAUAGUGGUGAAAUGCACAUCGGAAAUUGAAGCCCGUGCCCUUGGAGUGCAGGGGAUCUAUCGGAUAAGUGGAUCCAAAGCCCGCGUGGAAAAGCUGUGCCAGGCUUUCGAGAAUGGAAGGAGCCUGGUGGAGCUCUCUGAGCACUCCCCGCAUGACAUCACUGGGGUCCUGAAGCAUUUCCUGAAGGAGCUUUUGGCACCGGUGAUGCUGUCCCACCUCUAUAAUGACCUCAUCGCGCUUGCCAAAGAUUUACAGAAACCUGGGGAUGAAAAGUCAGACUGUGCAGGUUUCCCUUCUGAUCCCAUCCAGAGCAUGAAGGACUUGCUGAGCAAACUGCCUGGAAGCAACUACAACACCUUGCGGCACCUUAUUGCCCACUUGUACAGGGUGGCAGAGAAAUACGAAGAGAACAAGAUGUCCCCAAACAACUUGGGCAUAAUAUUUGGGCCAACUCUGAUCCGGCCAGGCUCAGGGAGCGAUGUCUCGAUGUCCUGCCUUGUUGACUCUGGGUAUCAAGCCCAGCUGGUGGAGUUUCUCAUUCAAAACUACGAAAGGGUCUUUGGGAUGGAUGACCUCCCUUCAUCCUUAUCCCUCGGAUGUGAAAAUCCUUCGCAAGAAGCAUCACCAGAGGAAGAUGAAGGACUUCAAAGCCCAAACCCAGCCCAGACCAUAAUGCUAGAGAGUUUCUCCUCCAAGCACAGUUUAAAUGUGGAAUGCGUGUCUGAUAACUCAUCUUCCAGGGAAGCCACCAACGAGUCGCCUCUGGAGGGAGCCCACAGCCUGCUAAGAGCAGCGACUUUAGAGAAGACUACGAGCAUCAGCUCUGAGGGAGAGGACCUGGAGGACUCUGUGCAGGAACAGGCAGAUGGCGAUUCCGACACAAUCUCAAGAACCCAGCCGAGAUCCCAUUUCAGCCGACAGCCCGUAAAAUACAUUCGGAUACAGGCGAAACCAAAACCAGUCAUUCCCAGGUCUCCCAAUUUGCCCUUGAGGACUACCGCUUUAGCCAAUGUGGCAACUGAGGCUGGUGCAGAAGGCAACGCUACCGACAGCAGCUCCACGAUGAAGGAUGGCCUGGAGGAGAGCUCUCGGAGCAGGAACAGCUUGACCGACACUGGCACCCUCAGGCAGCGCGUGGGAGGGAGGCAGCAGCUCAAACAUUUUGAGAUCACUCAGGAAACUGCCAGGAUUGUCUCAAAGUUUAAAGUUGAUGAUGCUUCUGCAUCCCUUGAGCCUUCUCUGGAGAGCGCAGGAUCUGCUGAGAAAGCAGAGGACCUCAGCCCAGGGACGUAUUUAUAGAACCCCCUGGAAUGAACCAGAUAAUGGCAAUGGGAAGGGAGAUAGGACAGAAAUCCCACCCUGCUGGACAAAGGAAUAGCGGUGGAGUAAGAAUCCCAUCCCCACCAUGCAGGCUGGAGCACAGGCACCUGCUGGGAACUCCCUGCAGGCUCUGAGCUAACCCAGAAGUUGCUUUUCAUUCAUUAACAAACCCACAAGGAGGUGGAAGAAAUAAAGUCACCAGGGUAGAUACAAUUCACUUCUUGAGUUGGAGAAAUCAUGGAAUGGUUUGGGUUGGAAGGCCCAUCCAGCUCCAACCCCCAGCCAUGGGCAGGGACACCUCCCGCGGGAUCAGGUUGCUCCAAACCCCAUCAAACCCAGCUUUGCACAGCUCCAGGGAUGAGGCAGCCACGACUUUUCCAGGUGACCUUUCCUUGGUGUUUGGUAGUGGAUACGGCAUGAAAUUCAGCCGAUGGCAUAAAAUCCUCUGGAUUAGGGCAGAUUGCAGUGGUUGCCAGCAGCUGCAGAGACACUGGGAGACACAUGAAGGCGCCAGAGUUAAACGCUAAAAGAAAACCCUUUUCCCCAAUCAGCUUCAACUACCGAUGUCACAAAUAUUUUCUGUCUCGUCUAAGGAAGAGGACCAAAAGAUAAAGUUGUCGAAGAAAUGCUAAGGAUUCAAUCUUAGCCCUUGUACAGUUCAGGCUAAAGGGAAUUCACAUCUCUGGAGCAAUGUAUAAUUGUUAAUGUGGCGCUUUGAGUUCUUGAAUACUAAAUUAUCUUUUACAUCUGUAAUAAAUUACUGGGUGUUUAAUUAUGAGCUUCUCCUGUAUUUGCGGCAUGUGAAUAGGGAAGCCUUAAGUAAACACUGCCAGGCUGUUAUUAGAAGAACAAAGUGCACUCGGGUCUCUCUAAAGCAAAGGUAACCCUUGCUCACAGGAAUUAAAUGGAUUGGGAAUAGCCCUGGAGAGAAGGACCUGGGGUGCUGGGGGAGGAGAAGCUCCACAGGAGUCGGCAACAUUGUUCUCGCAGCCCAGGAAGCCAAACCAUAAUCUGAAAUGCAUCCAAAACCAUGGGAUGAGCAGGACAAGGGAAAGGAUUCUGGGUCCAGUUCUGGAGUCCUCAGCACAGGAAGGACGUGGAGCUAUUGGAGCGAGUCCAAAGGAGGCCACGGAGAUGAUCCAAGGGCAGGAGAACCUCUCGUCUGAGGACAAGCCGGGAGAGUUGGGGUUGUUCAGCCUAGAGAAGAGUACACUGCAGAGAGACCUUAGAGCAAACUACAGAGAACAAAUCAUAGGAUGGUUUGGGUUGGAAGGGACCUCAAAGCCCAUCCAGUUCCACCCCCUGCCAUGGGCAGGGACACCUCCCACUGAAUCAGGUUGCUCCAAGCCCCAUCCAACCUGGCCUUCAACACCCCCUGGGACAGGACAUCCAUGACUUCUCUGGGCAAUCUGUGUCAGGUUUGGCCCAUGCUGUUAUUUAUUAGCAAACUGGAGAAGGUAAGCGAGGAGAUUAAAACAUACCUGAUGGGUAUUCCUUAGAACAGGCCCCAGACUGAGCCCUUGCAAGAAAACGAGACUUCAGGCUAUUUACCAGCUGGAAAGGGAAUUAUUCCCAGGUGUUUCCUUUUGAACCAUUAGCACUUCUUCUUCCUUCACCUUUGGACCAGCACCCCUGGAAUACACUUCCACCUGGUGGAAGGUGGG
This is a messenger RNA of Cuculus canorus (common cuckoo), 4879 nucleotides long. RefSeq names its product GEM interacting protein (gene GMIP). The record is from RefSeq and is a predicted model, not a curated record. Gene Ontology annotation, molecular function: GTPase activator activity. Gene Ontology annotation, biological process: negative regulation of GTPase activity; activation of GTPase activity; signal transduction. NCBI's taxonomy places the organism in Eukaryota, Metazoa, Chordata, Aves, Cuculiformes, Cuculidae. Gene Ontology annotation, cellular component: plasma membrane. The transcript has 22 exons. Bases 123 to 3194 code for a protein of 1023 amino acids.